Entrophospora sp. SA101 is the source of this 450-nucleotide messenger RNA. NCBI's taxonomy places the organism in Eukaryota, Fungi, Glomeromycota, Glomeromycetes, Entrophosporales, Entrophosporaceae. The record is from the annotation of a GenBank genome assembly.
AUGACGAUGAUGAUCACAAUUUUGAAACUUUUUCACGAAGAAAUAAUGCAGCAACAACCUGCUGAUAAAGAUAAUCGUGAAAGUUUCUUGUCAUCAUCAUCUCCUUCUUCUGCCAGAAAUCCUAAACGUAGACAAUUUCAAAAAUCGUUGGAACAUUUUCAAUUUGCAUCAAGGUCUGUUUCACUUCUGAGAGAAUCUUUGUCAUGUCGAGAGAUCCAGUUAUUCCAUCAAGAAAACCAACAACAACGCCUACCAGAAAUUACAAAGAUCAAUGAGCUACAACGAAAACCUUAUAAACGAUUACCAAUUGAUAAAAACAAAUUCGUGCGUCCUCUCUUAUUAUCUUCUGCAUCUACUAGAACUACAUCUAAUCCAACAUCUCAACGUCAUCGGCAACAAUUGGACAACAAUAAUAAUUAUAAUGAACCAAUGGAAAGAGGAUCACUCUAA